AUGUCUUCAAUCAUAAAAAUCCAUCAAUCUACUUUCAAUGAACAGUAUUCACUAUUAUCAUCUCUUCUUCAGCAUCUUAUAACUCUGAUUCAAUUUUCUAACAGUGAUGUUUUAAAUACAAUAAAGAAAAAUAAGAACUUUCUAUAUGCUCUUGAAAACUUAUGCCUCUCAAAAAAUAAUAAUAUUUGUUUUCUUGCAAUCAAUACUGUAAUACAAUUAUGUCAGCUUGAACAAGAAGAAACUAAUAUGGAGCACAAACUUCUAUAUUCAAUAACAUUAAAAUGUGAAUAUAUUUUAAACGCCAUGACUAGACUGUGUCAAAAUUGCAAAAUAUCAUCUAUUACAUUAUUUAAAAUUAUUUUAAAAUAUUACGAAGAAGGUAUCUGUAAAUCGGUUGAAUUUACUGAAGCACCAAGUGUUGAUUUUUUAAAAACCAUUUUUAUGCAAUUAAAAACCAUUAUAUCUCAAGAAUUGGAUUGGGUGUCUGACCAGGCUUGGGAGUGCAUAACUAUAAUACUGUCAACAAAACUUUUAAAACAUUUACAGGAAUUAACAUAUCUUAAAAUUGAGUUCGCCACCGAUCCUUGGCUUAAUUUUAUACUUGUAAAUUCGAAAUCCUUUAGUGAAAAAUGUUUAGAAUUUUUAUAUAUUUGGUUAAAACAUUUUGUAACAAAUGAUGAAAAUAAUUUCACAAUACGUGGAUCAAAAGUCUUAUGCCCAAGUCUCUUUGAUAGUACUAUAGUUCAUAUUUCAGUAACAUUAGUCAACCAAGUUUAUGAAAGAAGUGAAUUGAUAUCAAAAGCUAAAUUUAUUAUACAAUUGAUAUUGGAAAACAAAUUCUCAUUACCUAAUGAACUAGAGGGUAAAAUGAACGUAUUUUUAAAUUAA
Messenger RNA from Rhopalosiphum maidis (corn leaf aphid), 888 nucleotides. RefSeq lists its product as uncharacterized. The coding region runs from base 1 to 888 and encodes 295 amino acids. Lineage: Eukaryota; Metazoa; Arthropoda; Insecta; Hemiptera; Aphididae. The record is from RefSeq and is a predicted model, not a curated record. The transcript is spliced from 6 exons.